Molecule: messenger RNA, 3871 nt
Organism: Nematostella vectensis (starlet sea anemone)
Lineage: Eukaryota; Metazoa; Cnidaria; Anthozoa; Actiniaria; Edwardsiidae
Product: RNA exonuclease 1 homolog
Exons: 13
Coding region: 165-3548 (1127 amino acids)
Cellular component (GO): nucleus
Molecular function (GO): metal ion binding; exonuclease activity; nucleic acid binding
Source: RefSeq, a predicted model, not a curated record
UAAAUUGCGCGGCUGCUUUGCUCAGUCAGUCGAUCUUUGUUUUGAACGUGUGUGUGGGUAUUUAGAACAUUUUGGAUCAUUGAUUCAUAUGAAAGGUUCACUAGUAAUUCCUUCCUACUUAGACCAUUCAAGCACCUUAUAACAGGCUUUUUUACACUGAGGACAUGUUCUCAUCGGCCGGGUAUUUUCGUAGCGCUAACUGCCCGUUUUUUCUCCAUGGUCUUUGUCAUAGGCCGUACUGCCAUUUUCGACACGCGAAACCAGGUAACAAGAAUUCAAGUAAUGCCCAUGGAACUAAAAGCUCCUCAUCAAAUAAACAGACCAAGAAGAAAAAAUAUACACCCAAUAAACAACCUCCUGGAAUUCAUACGAGGACAGAGAGUAAUGAUAUCAUAGCUAUGCCAAAUGCUGAUCACAUAUCACCUGAAAAGGACAAAACAAUUAAGGAACCUCACCCCCAAACUACUGCUCCAUCCAUUCUUGAUUCCAUCAACAAACUAGAGCAAGCUGUUGAAGAAGUGUCUGCAAGUUUACUAAGUCGACCUAAGAGAACAUCAUACUGUAGUGAAAGUUCUACCCACGAUGCUGAAGAAAGACCAAGCAAUUCAACCAAAGACACAUCAGCAGUUUCAAAGGAUUCCGGAGAUGUUACAAAUCAAGCAGCUAAGGAUGUUGUAGUCAAAAGCGAAGCUAUAGAUGACUCACUAGAUGAUGACACACCUAUUAUUGUAGAUUAUAAAGAAAAUGUAAAAAAGGUAAUAUAUGACACAAUAGAAUUGAGCAGUGGGGAUGAAGCAGAGACAUCAAAUGCAGACAAAGUUGGAAGUGAGGGUGAAAAGUUACACACCAAAAGGAAACACACUAUUUCUAGCUUGGACCGACAAGAGCAACAGAAUCAGCAAGAAAGUCCUAAUCUUCAAAAGAAUAUAAAUAUUGUACUGGAAGAUUGUGAAGUCCCUGAGCAAGUCAGGCUAGAAGAUGAUUCCCAAAAUAAGGUCUCCACCAAGGCUAAAUUGUUAGAUAUUUCAGACAUUGUUAAUGUUGCAGAAGGAAAUCUAGAGGCUAAAGAAUUAAAAGAAAUAAAGAAAGAAAAGAAUAAUGAUAGGAAUGUGAAAAGCACUGAGCAAGAAAGAGAUAUUGCUAAGGUUACAGUAUAUAAUAAAAAGGCCAAGAAAUCAGUUUCAAUAGAUAAACAGACAAUUAGUAGUGAUAAACACAAGAAAAGCACACAUAUGAAUAAUGAGGUCAAGAAAUCAGUCUCUUUAAAAAUAAAGAAAGAAAAAACCACUGAACAACAUAACAAAAUUGCAAGUGCUGCAGAUAAGGUAGAGGAGGUGAAUGAGUAUCAUAGUGUAAAUAUUAAAAAAGAAAAGAAAGAUAGGGAGCAUAAAAGCAAAAAACUUAGUGAAAAUAUAGCCGACAUGAAAGUUCCUGAGAAAAUUUCACAGCAAUGUGACCAUGAUAGAACAUCAGUGAAGACACAUUCAUCUAAGGAAAAAGAACAUGCAGCAAGCGAUGGUACAAAAACAAAGAAAAAAGUUACUGUUGAUAAAGCAUUGGCUGAUGUAGAUUUUUUCUCUUGCAAAGAUUCUAAGAAAAAAAAGCUUGGAAAUUCUAGCAAGAAAACUUCUGAGAGUGAACUAUCCAGUGCUAUCAGUAAAAAAGAAAAAGAGCUAGAGCUUCUUAAAAUGAAAGCCGCUAAGAGAAAAGCUGAAAAGUCCCCCAGUAGCACUAAAAAGGCAAAGAUUUCUAGACAUGAGGAGAAGCCUGCCAAAGACUUGCACAGUAGGAACUUGUUUGGGAUUGAGAGUGAUGACAGUCACCAUAGCGGGCUCAAUGAUGUUUUCAGUGAUGACGAUGGCGGUGUCACAGAACAGCUGAAGGAGAUCUUUGAUGAGUUUGACCCAUCUUCUAUUGCCAGCCACCCUUUGAAAAUCUCAUUGGAGAGAAGCAAGAAAGAAGAAUGUCUUGGUAAGAUUACCCCGCCUGCCAAGCGCGAGAGACUACCAAGUGCUACAGGGUUACAGGGAUUGGGGAAAAAGCAGAGGGUUGCACAUUCACCUAAACAUCUAUCUCCAAGGCUAUCAAGUAAUGCAAACCCAAUUCGGCGAUACCCAAAAACAAUUGCACCCAGCCAAAGCCCAAUUAAAACAAACGCAGCACCAUCUGAGUCAACAGUAAUUGACCCUCUCCAAGCCAAGAGAAGAAUUGCCCAUGCCCCCAAAACACAGGCCCCCAAACCUAGUCCAGUUAAGACCAGCAAGCCUAAUACCAGAGUAAACCUCCCCAGACCACGCAUUCCUCUGGAGUAUGGGGCCAAGGUUCCACAGAACAUCCGGCAACGAUACUUGGAUAAGAUAAUUGAUGAGCAUUUGAGACUAUGUCGAAUAGAAAAGGUUGCCUAUGAAAAAGCUUUGGAGGAAGAGAGCCAAAUUUACAACCGUGCAACUCGUCGCCACAUGUACAUCAACCUGUGCAUUAACUCUAUCAAGAAACUCCGUGCCACACCCAUUAGCAUUAGCACAGCCACCCCUGAACUCACAAGCAGCACUUCCUCAGCUACAUCAACUGCAUCAGACAACCUACCAGACAGGCCACCUGACUCGGACAAACAAAUUACGCAGGACUCGGCCCUUACGGAGGAGACUUUCUACAACCUACUCUGUACUUAUCGUUUGACAGAGGAGGAGCUUGUACAAAAUGGCUUUCCAAGACCAACAUCAACCCCUGGCAAAGUCGUGUUCAAGCCACGGAAGGUCCAAAAAGUCACCCACAGUGACCCCAAUCGUCGCACCUGCCAUCGCUGUGGUAAGCCCUAUUCUGUGCUAGAUGAUGGUACCCACAUGCGACACGAGGAAUGUGUCUACCAUGUGGGAAGACUCCUCAGACGACGAGUUGCUGGUGAAGUGAUCUCGUCCUACACAUGCUGUGAUGGAGAUGCUGCAAGUCCUGGAUGUGCAGUGGGCAAGGUGCAUGUUUCUGAAGGGAAGAAUGUAACCGAGGGGUUCAUGACUACAAUAGUCAGCCCUUUGAGUGGCAACCUCAAGAAAGUCUUCUCUCUUGAUUGUGAAAUGUGUUACACCAAGGAUGGUUUGGAGCUAACACGUGUAACUGUGGUGGAUUGGAAACUAGACAAUGUGUAUGAUACGUUUGUUAGACCUGACAACCCCAUACUUGACUACAAUACCAGGUUCAGUGGAGUGACAGAAGAGUGUCUGAGGGGUGUGACCACAAGCCUGCGUGAGGUUCAAGCAGUGCUGCUGAGCAUGAUUCACAGAGACACCAUUUUGGUAGGACACAGUCUGGAGAGUGACCUCAUAGCUCUCAAGCUGGUUCACAGCAGUGUUGUGGACACAUCUGUAGUGUUCCCUCAUCGUCUUGGACCUCCAUACAAACGAGCCCUGCGUAACCUGACCGCUGAACACCUCAAACAGAUUAUACAAGACAAUGAGGCUGGUCAUGACAGCUACGAGGAUUCAAAGGCUUGUCUAGAACUUAUGCUUCACAAGGCACAAGAGGACCUCAAGAAGAAAGAGAGGCAUCAAUAAAUAACAACAAUUUAAGGGAAUAACAGAAGAAGGACUUCUACUGUAAGAGCUCUGUGAAAAGUUCUAAAUCAUGGAAAAUGCCAAGAUCUCAAGAACAAAGGCAGCACAAUGAACAUGUGGUGGGAGAUAUUAAGAGUAAUAAUAAAAAAAAUAGAGCUCUGUGCUAAAUUUUACACCAUGAACUUUGCCAAGCAAUUUCUCAAAGCCCUUUGUCAUAAUUGAACAAAUCAAAGUUAUCUGUUAUAAAUCAAUACAUACAACACAAGACUGUAAAUGGCUGUUUUUGUUUAAUGUACAGAAAUAAAAGCAAGGUUAAAAUGUUG